Vanrija pseudolonga is the source of this 1206-nucleotide messenger RNA. RefSeq lists its product as uncharacterized. Gene Ontology annotation, molecular function: protein binding. The coding region runs from base 1 to 1206 and encodes 401 amino acids. The record is from RefSeq and is a predicted model, not a curated record. Lineage: Eukaryota; Fungi; Basidiomycota; Tremellomycetes; Trichosporonales; Trichosporonaceae. The transcript has a single exon.
AUGCGUAAAAGUACAAGGCUACAACGUCUCGACCAAACGUCGCGGCCUGAAUCAUCUGGUCCUGUGUAUGCAGCCACGCCCAUCGCGACCGUGACGCUCGGCGCCCUCGAUGCCCUACCGGCCGAGCUGCUCAUGUUCCUCAUCUCCCUGCUCGACACCCAGAGCCUUGCGCGUCUCUUGCAGCUCAAUUCGGCCUUCUACGCACUCGCCAUCGACACAGUCUAUACCCACAUCCGCGUCUUUGGCGCUUGCCGCCCGCCGCCCGCUAUACCGCUGCAGGGCCGCAACGUGCACCUCGCCAAGCUCGUCCGCCGGGUCGACGUGCACGCGCACGGCGUCUCCGAGUGCGCCAUCCCUCCCACCUGUCCUUCCUACGCGGCGUUCGUCAAGGAGUUCGGCUUCUUGGGUCCACUGCCGCACAUGCACACCCUCCGUAUCUACAUCGACGCCCCUGAUAUUCGUCGACGGGGGGAGAAUGCUCGGGUGCACAUCGGCCACGAAGAGUUGCCCUGCUCGAUCCUCGCCAACCUCCGGCCCAGGAAGCUAAUCCUGCGUGGACCGACACUGUUUGCCUCUUGGCCCCGUCUAUUGGCCGAUCCAGAGUUCAGGAUGCACGGGGAGCUGAUUGAGCGCGUCGAGCAGCUCGUCGUUGUCCUCGAGGAAGACUCGAAGCACGGCCACGUCAUGAUCAACACGGCACUUCUGCUGGAAGUCGGCCAGUGCAUGACCCAGGCAACAUUUGUCUUCUUGCCGCUGCGACGCGGGAAGCGGAUUCUGCAGUCGUGGUCCCCCAAACGUUUCGUUUUCAACUUGGUGAGAGGGCUGAUCGACCAUGUCCUCCAGAGUGAUCCGGACCAUAGACUCCGUUUGACCUUCGUCAAUGUCAGUGUGGUCGGACGGCGGCCAGCGAGUGGCGGCGCAACGAACGCUGAGGAUGAUGACGACGAGUCUGGCGAGGAAGCCAACAACCCUGAUGGUGGCGACGGCGACGACGACGAUGAGCCGAGCCUGAACGCCACCAGGCAGCGGACCUUUGAGCGCCUGAUCCGCGGUCAGGUGGAAUCCUCGAAUGCCCAACGUGGUAGCCUCGCUUACGAUGUGACCCGCCGUCACGAGAUGAUCCGGUUCAUUACUAUGGACGAAUACCUGGCCGAGCCCGGCAUACUGGACGUGCUGGAUGCGGAUGAGCUGUCAGAGUGGCUGUGA